AUGAAGACCUGGUGCGAGCAACAAAUUCAGAGUGCAGGCGCUGAUCCGCGGUCGCGAUCGCGAUCACGAUCACCGCGCGGACCCAAGGGCACGGACAGUAGAGUUCAGUGCCGUGAGGAGGAGAUCCCGACCAAAGCCAGCAGCCGACAGUGCUGCGGCCAAGAGAACCCACCUGAACACAGCUUCUGUCCCAGAUGCGGCACGAAGUUUGGCAACUCUGACUUGGAGGUUGUUGGCUUUGUUCUCGAUGGUGGUGAAGAGGUCCUUUGUCAGGAAGAUGACUGGGAAAUGUUGCGGCAACUGGUCAGGGCGAGGACUCCCGUCAAAGAGGAAGACGGCUCUCAGGAGACUCUGGCACCACCAAUCUGGGGCCAAGUGGAAGAGGUUCCUAUACCACAGGUAUUGUGCCUGCAGAGCCGCAUCAGCGCGACGCUCCGAAACGGGAUGCGGUUGGAUGACUUGAUCCAGCGCCUGCAGCAAGGAGAAGUUCAUCCUAACAGGGAGCCGUGGCUUGUACUGAAGAUGUCCAAGGCGACUUGGCGUGAUAGGCAUGGAAGGCAGAUUACCCAGUACUACACGUUCGACCACCGACGCCUUUACUGCAUCUGGAAGGCAGGCUACAGAAGGGUCCGAGCUGAAAUCGUCUUGGCGGGUGCAGCGUUCAACGAGUUCGCGCGCAAGGCAGAUCGUUUGGGCACUGCACUCGAGUCGUUGCACACGGGCAGGCAGCUUGCCGCGGGCGGUUCCCUAUGCCCUCUCUUGCCCAUGCCGGCUUUGUUUCCUGCGGACCCUGUGCUCCCGCUACCACAUCCCGCGCUGAGCCUUCGCAUGGGGUGGAGGCUCAUCCACAGCUCCGGCGCCGUGCUGCGGGGCACGGUGCGCUCUGCCGGCCUCCAGGAUGGAGAGGCCAUCGGCGCCCUGGCUCGACCCCCCGAGCUCUUCUCCUCCUGCCGUGCCUUCGCUCUGCUGCAGGGGGAUGGCUCUGUGCUGACCUGGGGCUCUCCGGACUUCGGUGGAGACAGCCAGACAGUGCAGGCGCAGCUGCAGAUGGUGGACCACAUCGGCUCGUCCCUGGGCGCCUUCGCCGCCAUCUGCAGGGACGGCUCGGUAGUGACUUGGGGCCAUACUGCUUGUGGCGGUGACAGCAGCGCCGUCACAAAGUUGCUGCGAGACGUGCGCCAGGUGAAAGGCUCCUUGGGUGCCCUGGCCGCGCUGCGCGGCGAUGGCUCUGUGGUGUGCUGGGGGAACAAGGACUGUGGUGGCGACUCUUCCCCGGUACAGGAGCAGCUGAAGGCUGUGAAGGAGAUCGAAGCCUCUGGCGGUGCCUUCGCGGCCAUCCGUGCCGACCGCUCGGUGGUUACCUGGGGCAAGGCGGAGUCUGGCGGCGAUAGCAGCCACGUGCAAGAGCUGCUCCAGGAGGUGCAGCAGGUCCGCGGCUCUGCGGGCGCUUUUGCCGCUCUCCGUGGGGACGGCUCUGUGGUGACCUGGGGUGCUGCUUACUGCGGCGGAAACAGCCGCGAGGUCCAGGAGCAACUCCGGGCUGUCAAAAGCAUCUUCUCAUCCACCUACGCCUUUGCCGCCGUCUUGCAGGACGGCUCGGUGGUGACGUGGGGCGACCGCGACCGGGGAGCCGACUGCACCUCAGUGAAGCCUCGGCUUCGUGAUGUGCAGCUGGUCCGCGCGACGCUGGGAGCCUUUGCCGCGCUCCGCGCCGACGGGACCGUGGUGACCUGGGGCCGCAUGGAAAGCGGCGGCGACAGCAGCGCCGUGCAGGGCCAGCUGACCGAGGUCAUUCAGCUGAGGGGCUCCAGUGGGGCCUUCGCUGCUCUGCGAGCGGACGGCUCCGUGGUGACAUGGGGACUAGACUUCUUUGGGGGCGACAGCAGCGGCGUCCAGGGGCAGCUGAAGAACGUCCGACAGAUCCAGGCGUGCGACACGGCCUUUGCGGCAUUGCUGGCAAACGGCUCGCUGGUGACGUGGGGCAAUGCCGAGUGCGGGGGCGACAGCCGCUCCGUUCAGGAGCAUCUCCUCUGGCUGAAGCGGCGGAGGAUUGACGGCCCUGCCCGCCAGCACUGCGCCGAAGCGGCUGCGACUUGA
Symbiodinium natans is the source of this 2097-nucleotide messenger RNA. The record is from the annotation of a GenBank genome assembly. NCBI's taxonomy places the organism in Eukaryota, Dinophyceae, Suessiales, Symbiodiniaceae.